GACAGUAUUGAUUUCGUUAUGAAUGCCUUCAACAAUUAUCAUAAUGACUUGAAUUUCACAUAUGAAUUGGAAAAUGAUAAAAAAAUUCCAUUUUUGGAUUUGUUAUUGAUCCGUCGUGAUAAUAAGAUAAUAACUGAUUUGUACUCGAAGCCAGUUUCUUCUGAGCGAUUGUUACAUUUUAAUUCUUUGCAUUCACUCACACAAAAAAUCGCUAUAAUAAAGAAUGUAAAAUAUAAAAUUCUAAACCUCUCUCAUGAGUCAUUCCAUGAAAAAAAUUUCCGUGAUCAGGCUGCUCUGCUGAUCAAGAAUGGUUAUCCAAGUAAUUUAAUAUAUAAGAUUUUUUAUUCGUCUAUUAGUGCAGGUGAUUCUCGAUCAUCCAGUGAUGUUGAUCAAACGACACAUUAUUGUAAAUUAGUCUAUAUACCGGGAUGCUCUCAGCAAUUGGCAAGAAUAAUGAGCAAUCUCUCAAACAAAGUAGUUUUUUAUUAUAAUAAAACUGUGGGCAAAUUGUUCAGUCGACUAAAGGAUGGCAAUCCUUUGAUGAGACAUUCUAAUUUAGUGUACAAAAUAGAUUGUUCAGAUUGCGCUGGCAGUUACAUAGGCCAAACAAAACAGUAUAUAGGGUCGAGGUUGAAACAACAUGAGAGAGAUUGCAAAAAUCGUAGUGAAGCAACAGCAUUAUCACAGCAUGCAAAAAUUAAUGACCACUCCUUUGAUUUUAAUAAUGUAAAAAUUUUAAAUAAAGAAAAGAAUUGGUUUAAACGAACAUUCAAAGAAAUGGUUUUUAUCAAGAGAAUAAAAGAUUCUGUGAAUACACGCACCGAUAUUGGUAGUUUGAGUUCGGUGUAUUUUAACUUAAUUAAUAAGCCUGAUGAAGGAGCUAAAUGCUCAGAAACGUUGCCAUUGAAUAAAUUGUAUACAACUGUUCCUUGUGACUGAUAUUCCUCACCAUCGAAUUAAAUCUUCGGAACGAUAAUUUUAUCUGAAA
Messenger RNA from Harmonia axyridis, 988 nucleotides. RefSeq lists its product as uncharacterized. NCBI's taxonomy places the organism in Eukaryota, Metazoa, Arthropoda, Insecta, Coleoptera, Coccinellidae. The record is from RefSeq and is a predicted model, not a curated record. Bases 19 to 939 code for a protein of 306 amino acids. The transcript has 2 exons.